CACAGCGCACCGCCGCGGCGAGGCGCCGGUGGCGCCGGGUCUACUGGCCACCGCCGCGGGAAUGCUGAAGGUUUGCUGUGGGCCGGCGGAGAACAGGCGGUACCGCUCAGGCGGCACUCCGGGCUCCAGCUGAUGCCGUGGGCCUGCCGCCGCCAUCCCGUCGCCCCGACGCUGCUCCUUGGCCGCCCUCUCGCCAUGGUGGGAGACAGCUCGGCCGCCACCCGGCCGCUGCUGCGAGUGGGACCGCCACUGGCGCUGUGGUGCACCUCGGCCCUCCUGGUGCUCGCCCUCUCCGCGCUGCCCGCCAGCCGCGCGUCCAACCCUCUGCCCGGCAGCGAGUGCCAAAGCGGCGGCACCGGCAAGGGGAAAGACAUCAACUGCUCAGAGUUAAAUGUAAGAGAGCCUGAUGUAAGAGUAUGUGAUGAAUCAUCAUGUAAGUAUGGAGGAGUGUGUAAAGAAGAGGGCGAUGGCUUGAAAUGUGCAUGUCAGUUUCAGUGUCACACUAAUUAUAUUCCUGUUUGUGGAUCGAAUGGAGACACUUACCAAAAUGAGUGCUUCCUUAGGAGAGCUGCAUGCAAGCAUCAGAAAGAGAUAACAGUGAUAUCAAGAGGACCUUGUUAUUCUGAUAAUGGCUCUGGAUCAGGAGAAGGAGAGUAUGAAGGAUCUGGAACAGAAGUUCAGAGGAAGCAUUCAAAAUGUGGAGUUUGCAAAUACAGAGCUGAGUGUGAUGAAGAUGCAGAAAAUGUUGGGUGUGUAUGUAAUAUAGAUUGCAGUGGAUACAGUUUUAAUCCUGUAUGUGCUUCUGAUGGUAGUUCCUAUAACAAUCCAUGCUUUGUUAGAGAAGCAUCAUGUCUGAGACAAGAACAGAUUGACAUAAGACAUCUUGGACACUGCUCAGAAACAGAUGACACAAGUGCAGUUGGAAAGAAAGAUGAUGGAAUGCAGUAUCGGCCAGAGGUGAAAGAUGCUAGUGAUCAAAGAGAAGACAUUUACAUUGGAAACCACAUACCUUGUUCAGAAAGUUUUAAUGGCUACUGUAUACAUGGAAAAUGUGAAUUCAUUUAUUCCACUCAGAAGGCUUUGUGCCGGUGUGAAUCAGGAUAUACUGGACAGCACUGUGAAAAGACAGACUUUAGCAUUCUUUAUGUUGUCCCAAGUAGACAAAAGCUUACGCACGUCCUUAUUGCAGCAAUAAUUGGAGCGGUACAGAUUGCCAUUAUAGUUGCAAUUGUCAUGUGCAUAACAAGAAAAUGCCCCAAAAACAACAGAGGACGUCGUCAGAAGCAAAAUCUAGGCCAUUUUACUUCAGAUACGUCAUCCAGAAUGGUUUAA
This is a messenger RNA of Rhea pennata, 1332 nucleotides long. RefSeq names its product transmembrane protein with EGF like and two follistatin like domains 1 (gene TMEFF1). The record is from RefSeq and is a predicted model, not a curated record. The transcript is spliced from 10 exons. The coding region runs from base 133 to 1332 and encodes 399 amino acids. Gene Ontology annotation, cellular component: plasma membrane. Gene Ontology annotation, molecular function: protein binding. NCBI's taxonomy places the organism in Eukaryota, Metazoa, Chordata, Aves, Rheiformes, Rheidae.